This is a messenger RNA of Cutaneotrichosporon oleaginosum, 306 nucleotides long. RefSeq lists its product as uncharacterized. NCBI's taxonomy places the organism in Eukaryota, Fungi, Basidiomycota, Tremellomycetes, Trichosporonales, Trichosporonaceae. The record is from RefSeq and is a predicted model, not a curated record.
AUGGCCCUCUUCACCGCACUCUCCCUCUCGCUCGCCGUCACCAUCUUGCCCGUCCUCGCGAUCCUUCUCGCCCCGCGCAACCGCCCCUCCUCGCAAGACAUGUACUUGCACGAGUCACUCCAGCACAAGCCGCUGGCGGAGGCGACGAUGAUUAGCGCCAGGAGGCACAGCAUCGCCUACCGCGCCGCGAACAACAUGACGCCUUAUCCCGCCCUCAUGAUUCUCGUCUUCCUAAUUCCCCUCGCACCUGGACCCGUCAUCGCGCUCUGUAUCGUGGUCGCGAUCAUCAAGGCCCUACGCUCAUAG